AUGAUCUGGGAGCCCGUUGGCAGCAACAAGAGACCCUGGUGCCUCACUCUCACCGUGACUCAGUUCAGCUGCAGCAAGGUCCCAGCAGCCCUGGGAGCUUGGCAUCUGUCCAGGCCGUUGUAUCUGGGGGCCGUGGUGCCCCUGUCCAAUGACAUUGCCAAGGUGACCUGUGGCAUGAGAGUCCUGUUUAAGCCAGAGACCACCGAGGUCCAGGAGCUGUCCCUUUGCUAUGGGGGAAUGGCCAACAGGACCAUUUCUGCUCUCAAGACCACCCAGAGGCAGCUGUCCAGGUUCUGGAAUGAGGAGCUGCUGCGGGAUGUGUGCGCAGGCCUGGCAGAGGAGCUGCAUCUGGCCCCAGAUGCCCCCGGUGGCAUGGUGGAGUUCCGCCGCACCCUCACCCUCAGCUUUUUCUUGAAGUUCUACCUGACGGUGCUUCAGAAGCUGGGCAAAGAGAUCCCCGAAGAUAGGUGUGGUAAACUGGAGCCCACCUUCGCCAGUGCCACCCUGCUUUUUCAGAAGGACCCUCCGUCCAACAUCCAGCUCUUCCAAGAGGUGCCCAAGGAUCAGCCCGAGGAAGACAUGGUGGGCAGGCCCCUGCCUCACCUCGCUGCGGGCAUGCAAGCCUCGGGGGAGGCUGUGUACUGUGAUGACAUCCCUUGCUAUGAGAACGAGCUGGCGCUCCGGCUCGUCACCAGCACCCGCGCCCAUGCCAAGAUCACGUCCAUAGACACCUCGGAGGCUAAGAAGGUGCCAGGCUUUGUUUGUUUCCUCUCAGCAGAUGAUAUUCCUGGGAGCAAUGUGACGGGCAUUUGCAGUGAUGAAACAGUCUUUGCAAAAGAUAAGGUCACCUGUGUUGGACAUGUCAUUGGUGCUGUGGUCACUGACACCCCAGAGCACGCACAGAGAGCUGCUCUUGGGGUGAAGAUCACCUACGAAGACCUUCCGGCCAUUAUCACAAUGGAGGAUGCCAUAAAGAACAACUCCUUCUAUGGCUCUGAGCUGAAGAUCGAGAAGGGAGACCUCAAGAAGGGGUUUUCUGAAGCUGACAACGUUGUCUCAGGGGAGCUGUACAUUGGUGGUCAGGAACACUUCUAUCUAGAGACCAACUGCACCAUUGCUGUCCCAAAAGGCGAGGCAGGAGAGAUGGAGCUCUUUGUGGGAACACAGAACACCAUGAAAACCCAGAGCUUCGUGGCUCAGAUGCUGGGUGUUCCCGCAAACCGGAUCGUCGUGCGGGUGAAGAGGAUGGGAGGAGGCUUUGGCGGGAAGGAGACCCGGAGCACUGUGGUGUCCACUGCUGUGGCUUUGGCUGCCUACAAGACAGGUCGCCCUGUGCGCUGCAUGCUGGACCGUGAUGAGGACAUGCUGAUAACUGGUGGUAGACAUCCUUUCCUGGCUAGAUACAAGGUCGGCUUCAUGAAGACCGGGAAGAUUGUGGCCCUGGAGGUAGAUCACUUCAGCAAUGCGGGGAACACCCAGGAUCUCUCUCAGGGUAUAAUGGAACGAGCUCUGUUCCACAUGGACAACUGCUAUAAGAUCCCCAACAUCCGGGGCACUGGGCGGAUGUGCAAGACCAACCUACCCUCCAAUACAGCUUUCCGGGGCUUUGGGGGGCCUCAGGGAAUGCUCAUCGCUGAGCAUUGGAUGAGUGAAGUCGCGGUGACCUGUGGGCUACCUGCGGACGAAGUGCGGAGGAAAAACAUGUACAAAGAAGGGGACCUGACUCACUUCAACCAGAAGCUCGAGGGCUUCACCUUGUCCAGGUGUUGGGACGAGUGCCUAGCCAGCUCUCAGUACCAUGCUCGGAGGAGUGAGGUCGACAAGUUCAACAGGGAGAAUUGUUGGAAAAAGAGAGGACUGUGUAUAAUCCCAACCAAGUUUGGAAUAAGCUUCACUGUCCCUUUUCUGAACCAGGGAGGAGCCCUGGUUCACGUGUACACGGACGGCUCCGUGCUGCUGACCCAUGGGGGCACAGAGAUGGGCCAGGGCCUUCACACCAAGAUGGUCCAGGUGGCCAGCAGAGCUCUGAAAAUCCCCACAUCCAAGAUUUACAUCAGCGAGACCAGCACUAACACUGUGCCCAACACCUCGCCCACGGCUGCGUCGGCCAGCGCUGACAUCAACGGUCAGGCCGUCUACGCAGCCUGUCAGACCAUUCUCAAAAGGCUGGAACCCUUCAAGAAGAAGAAUCCUAAAGGCUCCUGGGAAGACUGGGUCACAGCUGCCUACCUGGAUGCCGUGAGCUUGUCUGCCACUGGCUUUUAUAAGACCCCCAACCUUGGCUACAGCUUUGAGACAAACUCUGGCAAUCCCUUCCACUACUUCAGUUAUGGGGUGGCUUGCUCUGAAGUAGAAAUUGACUGCUUAACAGGGGAUCAUAAGAACCUCCGUACGGAUAUUGUCAUGGACGUUGGCUCCAGUUUGAACCCUGCCAUUGACAUUGGACAGGUGGAAGGAGCAUUUGUUCAGGGUCUUGGCCUCUUCACGCUGGAAGAGCUGCACUACUCCCCGGAGGGCAGCCUGCAUACCCGCGGGCCCAGCACCUACAAGAUCCCUGCAUUUGGCAGCAUUCCUGUUGAGUUCAGGGUGUCCCUGCUCCGUGACUGCCCAAACAAGAAGGCCAUCUAUGCCUCCAAGGCCGUCGGAGAGCCACCUCUGUUCUUGGCUGCCUCCAUCUUCUUUGCCAUCAAGGAUGCCAUCCGCGCCGCGCGAGCUCAGCACCCAGAAUAUAAUGCAAAGCAGCUUUUCCAGUUGGAUAGCCCCGCCACCCCGGAGAAGAUCCGCAACGCCUGCGUGGACCAGUUCACCACCCUGUGUGUCACCAGAACACCGGAAAACUAUAAACCCUGGUCUCUGAGGGUCUGAUGAGAAUCCUCAGCAGUCUCCAUGUGCCACAGUGAAUCUUCCGUGAAGCAGGGGGCCU
Messenger RNA from Jaculus jaculus (lesser Egyptian jerboa), 2923 nucleotides. RefSeq names its product xanthine dehydrogenase (gene Xdh). Lineage: Eukaryota; Metazoa; Chordata; Mammalia; Rodentia; Dipodidae. The transcript has 24 exons. The record is from RefSeq and is a predicted model, not a curated record. Gene Ontology annotation, molecular function: oxidoreductase activity; iron ion binding; molybdopterin cofactor binding. Bases 1 to 2865 code for a protein of 954 amino acids.